AUGGUGAACGUAAAGAAGCGGAAAGGUCGAGUCGUGAUUGAUUCAGACUCUGAGGAUAGCGCUAGUGACGAUAAUUUAGAUCAGGAGUUGUUGUCUUUGGCCAAAAGAAAGAGGGUGGAUUCAGGAGAGCAGGAUGAGCCCGUUAGCAAACCUGCUGCCUCCACAGACUCUGAGACAUCCGAUAGUGAUGACGAGUGGACAGUGGGUGGCACCAAAGGUAAAAAGAAAAUCAAACCAGCAAAAGGGUCUGAAAAGAAAACAACCACAAAGAAGAAGAUUCACAAAAGCACAGCGUCCGGCAGCUCAGGUGGAGACAGUUCCGCCGAAAGCUCGGCUCCAGAAGAAGGCGAAGUGUCGGAUUCAGAGAGCAACAGUUCGUCCUCCAGCUCAGACUCGGACUCUUCGGAGGACGAUGUUUUCCGGGACGGUUACGAUGACGACCUGAUGGGCGACGCGGAGGACAGGGCUCGCCUGGAGCAGAUGACUGAGAAGGAGCGAGAGCAGGAGCUGUUCAACCGCAUUGAGAAAAGAGAAGUGCUAAAGCGGCGGUUUGAAAUCAAAAAGAAGCUAAAGACGGCAAAGAAAAAGGAGAAAGAAGAGAAGAAAAAAAAGCAGGAAGAAGAGCAGGAAAAACGAAAACUAUCUCAGGUUCAAGACACGCCAGUGGUAAUGUCACAUAACAAAGAAAGAAGAUCCAAACGAGAUGAAAAACUUGACAAGAAAUCUCAGGCCAUGGAGGAGCUGAAGGCAGAACGAGAGAAGAAGAAGAACAAAACAGCCGAACUGUUGGCGAAACGCGAGCCUCUCAAGACCAGCGAAGUGUAUUCAGACGAUGAAGAGGAGGAGGAGGAAGACGACGAUAAAUCCUCAGUGAAAAGCGACCGUAGCUCACGGUCCUCGUCCUUUUCUGACGACGAGAAAGAUGAGCCUCCCCCGAAGUCACAGCCAGUUUCACUCCCAGAUGAACUGAACCGGGUCCGGUUAUCGAGACACAAGCUGGAGCGCUGGUGCCACAUGCCGUUCUUCGCCAAAACCGUCACAGGCUGCUUCGUGCGGAUAGGCAUAGGCAACAGCAGCAGUAAGCCAGUGUACAGGGUGGCAGAAAUUGUGGAUGUGGUUGAAACGGGGAAAGUAUACCAGCUCGGAACGACGCGGACGAACAAGGGUCUACAGUUAAGGCAUGGCGGUGACACGCGGGUGUUCAGACUGGAGUUUGUAUCAAAUCAGGAAUUUACAGAGAAUGAGUUUAUGAAGUGGAAAGAGGCUAUGAUUGCUGCUGGGAUGCAAGUACCAACACUUGAUGAAAUCACCAAAAAAGAACAGUCUAUUAAAGAAGCCAUGAAUUAUAAAUUUAAUGAUAAAGAUAUAGAAGAUAUUGUAAAAGAGAAAGACAGAUUUAGGAAAGCACCUCCAAAUUAUGCCAUGAAGAAAACGCAGUUACUGAAAGACAAGGCCAUGGCAGAGGAGAGUGGAGAUGGCGACAAGGUAAAAGUAAUCCAGGAUGAACUGAACGAGUUGGAGGAGAGAGCAGAGGCGCUCGACCGACAACGAACGAAAAACAUCUCCGCCAUCAGUUACAUCAACCAGCGAAACAGAAGCUGGAACAUUGUUGAAUCAGAAAAAGCUCUUGUGUUGGAGGGUCAGAACAGCAAAAACCAGCAGAUGGACCCUUUCACAAGACGACAGUGCAAACCCACAAUGGUGUCCAAUGCCAGGGAUCCUUCAGUCCACGCUGCUAUUCUCGCCCAUCUUAAUCAAAAAUACGGCUCCGGGUCUGGACCAGACGUUCCAAACUCAGAAGAGAACAAAGCUGGUGACAUGGCAAACUCUAAAGACAAAGAUUUCUCCAAACCUUCUACAGACCUCUCAGAAGACCUGUUCAAAGUUCAUGAUUUUGACGUUAAAAUUGACUUGCAAGUUCCCAACGCAGAGGCCAAGUCUUUGUCCGUGAGCUCAAAUGCUUUACCAGUGAAAGACGGAGCUCCUCGCCGCUCCCUGAACUUGGAGGACUACAAGAAGAGGAGGGGCCUGAUCUGA
Messenger RNA from Knipowitschia caucasica, 2037 nucleotides. The record is from the annotation of a GenBank genome assembly. NCBI's taxonomy places the organism in Eukaryota, Metazoa, Chordata, Actinopteri, Gobiiformes, Gobiidae.